This is a messenger RNA of Carcharodon carcharias (great white shark), 1256 nucleotides long. RefSeq lists its product as uncharacterized. The transcript has 5 exons. NCBI's taxonomy places the organism in Eukaryota, Metazoa, Chordata, Chondrichthyes, Lamniformes, Lamnidae. The coding region runs from base 74 to 757 and encodes 227 amino acids. The record is from RefSeq and is a predicted model, not a curated record.
UCGCAGCUCAGUGGAGAUCAGUGGCAGACAGCUGCUGAAAGUGAGGUUCGGGCAGUUAAUAUAUCUGGAACUGAUGUCGUGCUGGAUGUGGUGUUUGACAGACGGCUGUGAUCACAGGAUGCCCAGAAACAUGAGGAGCUCCAUAUCGACUCUGUCGAGCAGGGUGUUGCUUCUGAUAUUGGUGGAGCAUGUGUCAGGACAAGAGUCUGGUGUGGAGUCCCGUGCCCAUUCAGCGACUCAUUCUAUGUCACCAGUUGCAGCCCUGGCCAUGUGCUUGUCAGCGAUCCUUUUCCUGUUGAUGCUCUGUGUCCUUUUCACACCCAAGGUGAUCGCACAACGCUGCAGGUGCCGAAGAAAGGCAGAGGAUUGCACAUCUCAGACAAUAUCCCCUCCAACCUAUGAGGAAGCAGUUUUUGGGGGCCAAGUAAAACCCUGCCCCCCCUCAGAGAUCGCCUCAGUGUUUCCAGCUGAAUCAUACGUACUGCAGUGUGGCCCUCAGUCUGUGCACAGCCUGACAUUGCAGGGGACUCCUUUUUACCAAAGCCACUUUGGUCCUUCAUAUCAAAUGGACACAAUAUUGCGUGGCACAGUUCUGAUUGGUGAGGUUCAGUGUAAGGACCGAGAGGAACCUCCAACUUACCUAGACAUCAUACCACAUGGAGCGGCAGAGACUCUGCCCCUCCCUCCCCGGAGCUCCAAUGUUGCUCAGGCCCCAUUUCCUGCAGCGAGCCCCAGAUCUGCUGUCCCGUUAAACUGAAGAAUGAAUCAAUAUAAACUCACUCUCUGUUUGGACACAAAAUUGGAAUCAACAAUGUUAAUAAUCGCGCUGAGAUGAGGAAUUUACAGGAUGUGCCAGAAGCAGGUUUUAAACAUUCAUUCAUGGGAUAUGGGCAUCGCUGGCAAGGCCAACAGUUGUUGUUCAUGCCCUAUUGAACUGUUGCAUUUCAUCUGAUGUAGGUACAUGCACAGUACUUCCAGAAUUUUACUCACCAACGAUGAACGAACUGCGAUAUAUUUCCAAGUCAGGGUGAUGUGUGGCUUGGAGGGGAUCUUGCAGGUGGUAGUGUUCCCAUGCUUCUGCUACCCUUGUCCUUCUAGAUGGUAGAGAUCGUGGGUUUGGAAGGUGCUGUUAAAGAAGCUAUGAACAGCGAAGAACUGACAGCAGCUCAGGGAGGGAUUUGCAUUGGCACUUCCAACUGAACUGUUAAUUAAACAGGCCACAAUGUAAUUUUAAUUGCAGUAAAAUUGUUUGAUGA